UGACACCUGGGAUUAUCGAGCAGCCUUCAAACCCGCGGGCUCGGGGCCGGUCCCAGGGUUCUGGGUGAACGGCAUUUGGAUGCCCCAGCGCCUGCAAGACCUUUUGGCAGCUGGGGGGCUGGAGGCAGCGGAACGAAAGGCAGGCGUUCCUCGGUUCCUGGGCCGGACGUAGACCCAAUCUGUCCGUCCUUUCAAGUUUCCCCCAAGGCUGGGAUCAAGGCGUGCGGCAAGUUCAGGUUCGCCGGCACCAUAGUGGUCGUCGGUGGCCCGAGUUAGAGGUCAGCUGAGCAGUCUUCGUGCCUCAGAUUUGUUGACCUACAGAAUGCUUCGGUACCCGUACUUUUAUAGACCAUAUAAAGAAUUUCUUUCUUGCUGUUUGGAAGCUGGCAUAGUUAACUUAGGUGUCUGGCCAAAAAAAAUACAUGCUACAGCAGAAAGAUAUGAUGAAUAUGAAGCUCAGGAGCAAGCAGACCAGACUGGAGCUCAGGAGUUUCACAGAUCUCAAGAUGGAGAUUCUGAAGCUAUGACUAAAUUGCAUAUUCCAGUAAUGGUGGACGAAGUUGUUCGUUGUUUGGCACCACAAAAAGGGCAGAUUUUUCUAGAUAUGACAUUUGGUUCAGGAGGACAUGCAAGAGCCAUUCUGCAGAAAGAGUCAAAUAUUACCCUGUAUGCCUUAGACAGAGACCCAACAGCUUACGGAAUAGCUGAACAACUUUCAGAAUUGUAUCCGAAACAGGUCCGAGCUAUGCUAGGCCAGUUCAGCCAGGCAGAAGCCUUGUUGACGGAAGCCGGAGUGCAGCCAGGGACUUUGGAUGGAGUUCUUCUGGAUCUUGGAUGUUCCUCAAUGCAACUUGAUGCUCCUGAAAGAGGUUUUUCCCUUCGUAAGGAUGGCCCUCUGGACAUGAGAAUGGAUGGUGGCAGGUACCCUGACAUGCCCACUGCAGCUGAUGUUGUGAACGCUUUAGAUCAACAGGCACUUGCAUCCAUCCUGAGAACAUACGGGGAAGAGAAGCAUGCCAAGAAAAUCGCUUCAGCAAUCGUUCAGGCACGCAGCAUCUACCCCAUCACCAGAACCCAGCAGCUUGCCAGCAUCGUUGCAGGUGCAUUCCCUCCCUCUGCUACUUAUGCACGAAAAGACUUGCUACAACGAUCUACCCACAUUGCUACCAAGACUUUCCAAGCGUUUCGCAUAUUUGUGAACAAUGAACUUAAUGAACUUUAUACAGGACUGAUGACAGCUCAGAAGUUUCUGAGACCUGGUGGUCGUCUUGUUGCCCUCUCCUUCCAUUCCCUGGAGGACCGCAUUGUCAAACGAUUCUUGCUUGGGAUAAGCAUGGCAGAAAGAUUUAACCUAAGUGUAAGACAGAAGGUGGCACAGAUAUCACAGUUGAGUUCAGGUCAUGAUAACAGGGACGGUGUCUCUCUAAGAAGGGCCCCUUUAAUGUGGGAACUGAUACACAAGAAGGUACUUACCCCAGAAGAUCAGGAUGUACAAGAUAACCCCAGAGGGCGCUCAGCCAAACUUAGAGCAGCUAUCAAAUUAUGACAAAGUCAUAAUCAUCUGAUCCUUCAAGUUUUCCCUCACAGUUUCUCAUGAUGUUUUUAUGUAAAAUUCCUGAACAGCUUAACCCCAGAAAAUGUAUGUUACCAUAUAGAUAUGUACUACAUAUCUGUGGAAAUUGAGAAUAUUUAGCAUAUUUUUGUCAAAUAUUCAGGUAAUACGUCACAGAAAGUUCAAUUUAAGGAGAAGCAGCAUCUCAAAACUGGAUUAAUGGGUUUACCUUAGCAUUAUACAGGAAAAAUUCAUGUUAUCAUAUGAUUAGAAAUUCCAAAUUGGUGAAUCCAAAUGAAUAGAAUAUUAGUAUAGUUAUGGACAAAAUAUAAGAAUUAAAUACUUCAGUUUAUUUAAAUUUACUUUAUCUGCCCCGGUAAUAUUUAGCUUGUUUCAAAGCUGGUUUACUGCUUUUACUUUAAAGGCUUUAUUUAAAUCUAGCAAUUCUUCAGUGAAAUCAGAAAUAGAAAACCUUCUAAGGAAAAGUGUGUCAAAUUAGAAACAAAUAAAUGCGCCUGGAUUAAUCCCCUGACUCUUUCUUGAAGAAUUUUGUAAGUUUCUCUUUACAUAAAGUCAUAUUUAUGAAUGAGAGAGAUUCCCAAAAGUAAGUGCCCAUCCAAGUAUCUGUUUAAAAAUAAAAGAUCACACCCCUAUAUUCAACAUUGUUUCCUCUAUUUCAUUAAUUAUUUUUAGACCCAUAUAAUAUGAGAGUUUUUCUUCUUUAAUGCUAAUGAAACUGACUUCACUAGAUUGGAUAGUGCCCUUCCAAAAUCUAUUUCCUUCACAGAACCUCAGAAUGUAUCCUUAUUUGGAAAUAUGGCCAUUGCACAUGUAAGUAGUUAAGGUGAUAUGGUACUGGAGCAGGGCAGGCCUUAGUCAAAUGUGUCUUGUGCCCUUGUAAGAAGAGAAGAGAGACACAGGUACAGGGAAGAACACCAUCUGAAGAUGGAAGAUGGAAACAGAUUGUAGUGCUACACCUACAAGCCAAGGGAAACCAAGGUUGCUGGCAACCUUCAGAAGCUAGGAGAGAAGCAUGAAACAGAUUCUGCACCGGGGUCUUCAGAAGGAACCAACUCUGCUGACACCUUGAUUUCAGACUUCCAGCCUCUAGAACAGUGAGAGAAUAAAUUUCUGUUAUUUUAAGCCACCUAGUUCGUGGUAAUGUGUUACAACAGCAUUAAAAAACUCAAACUCUGACAGAAAAGAAUCUUGAAUAACAUGCAUGAAAAGAAUGCUUCUUCAAUAAACAUAAAAUUGCUUUCAAACUGCCGUAGUGUAAAAUAUUAGUUACUUUAUGUAAUGAGGCUGUUAUACCAUGAUCGUUCUUGCUUGCUUUUUGUCUCUGUUGUAGGAUGCAUGAAAAAAUAUAUGAAUGAGGUUUUUGGGGUUUUUUUUU
Molecule: messenger RNA, 2948 nt
Organism: Pteronotus mesoamericanus
Lineage: Eukaryota; Metazoa; Chordata; Mammalia; Chiroptera; Mormoopidae
Gene: METTL15
Product: methyltransferase 15, mitochondrial 12S rRNA N4-cytidine
Exons: 7
Coding region: 323-1546 (407 amino acids)
Biological process (GO): rRNA base methylation
Molecular function (GO): rRNA (cytosine-N4-)-methyltransferase activity
Source: RefSeq, a predicted model, not a curated record